GUGAGCCACAUCCUGUGGCUGUGGCUGCGGGUCCUGGAGACGAACCGCAGUAUUGGCUACGGGAGAAAUGGCUACCACACCGAUAAGGUCACAGAAUGUGCAGCAAGCGGGCAGAAUGAAGAAGGACGAAUCGUUCUUGGGAAAGCUUGGAGGAACCUUGGUGAGGAAGAAAAAGGCUAAAGAAGUGAGUGACCUACAGGAAGAAGGUAAAAAUGCCAUCAAUACUCCUUUGUCUCCAACACCGACUGACAUUCAUCCAGAGGACACAAUGCUAGAGGAAAAUGAAGAAAGAACAAUGAUUGAACCAAAUUCCAAGGAGGAGGCCAAAUUCAAAGAACUCAUAAAGGUUCUCAUUGACUGGAUUAAUGAUGUACUUGUAGAAGAAAGAAUAAUAGUGAAAAGUCUGGAAGAAGAUUUGUAUGAUGGACAGGUUCUGCAGAAACUGUUAGAGAAACUUGCAAAUCGUAAACUCAAUGUCGCAGAAGUGACACAGUCAGAAAUAGGGCAGAAGCAGAAACUUCAGACUGUGUUGGAAUCUGUGAAUGACCUGCUUCGACCUCAAGGCUGGGCUAUAAAAUGGAGUGUUGAUUCAAUCCACAGAAAAAAGAUGGUGGCUAUUCUUCACCUUCUCGUGGCUUUAGCUAUGCAUUUCCGAGCCCCCAUCAGAUUGCCAGAGCAUGUCUCCGUGCAGGUGGUGGUUGUACGGAAGCGGGAGGGCAUACUGCAAACAUCGCAUGUUACAGAGGAGUUUACCAGCACAACAGAGAUGAUGAUGGGGAGAUUUGAGCGGGAUGCAUUUGAUACACUGUUUGACCAUGCACCUGAUAAGCUCAAUGUUGUUAAGAAGUCACUUAUCACAUUUGUAAAUAAACAUCUAAACAAACUUAACUUGGAGGUGACAGAACUGGAGACACAGUUUGCAGAUGGUGUGUACUUGGUGUUGCUUAUGGGACUUCUUGAAGAUUACUUUGUUCCUCUCUACAACUUCUAUCUGACACCAGAAAGUUUUGAACAGAAGGUAAUCCACAAAUCCAUUGUGGAGUCAUGAUGGUCCUGAUUCAGGAUAUCACUACUUCACUGAUAAGGAGCAAAGCAGAUUUGAAUCCGUAUUACAGUUGUGCAAAGGAAUCUUUUGAAUCAAUAAAAACACAGCUGGCGAGUGAAAAGAUGAUGAAUUUGUUGUAGAGCAGGGUUGGUGAGUUGGGAUAAAAUUGAUAAGCACAGUAUUUAUUUUAUAACAAUUUUUUUAAAAAGGCUAGUGUAAUACAGUGA
Rhincodon typus (whale shark) is the source of this 1272-nucleotide messenger RNA. It is a transcript of the gene parvb, whose product is annotated as parvin, beta. Gene Ontology annotation, biological process: lamellipodium assembly; actin cytoskeleton organization; establishment or maintenance of cell polarity. Lineage: Eukaryota; Metazoa; Chordata; Chondrichthyes; Orectolobiformes; Rhincodontidae. The record is from RefSeq and is a predicted model, not a curated record. Gene Ontology annotation, cellular component: lamellipodium; focal adhesion; cytoplasm. The transcript has 12 exons. Gene Ontology annotation, molecular function: actin binding. Bases 68 to 1048 code for a protein of 326 amino acids.